UCUCCGGCACAGACGAGCCUGUGGCGCAAGUCUCGGCUCGCGCAUGCGCAGUACCGAACAAGCAGCUCCGCGCGGCGAUGCCGCUAGAGGGCGCCGGUACUCCAUGCAUGACAGAUUGGCCUGUCAGCCCGCUGUCACUGAAAAUAGCAGGCUGGUCAGAGUGCACAGACUCGGAGUGGGUUAUCAGGACACUGAGCAGGGGAUACCGGCUCCAGUUUGCUGUAACACCUCCGCAAUUCAGGGGAGUAAUUCAGUCACAAGCUCACGGCGACGCCGCUCGUUUUCUGCAGGAAGAGAUUUCUGCUCUGCUAGAAUAAAGAGCUAUAAGAAUUAUUUCUCCCGAACACUGCCAGAGUGGGUUUUAUUCAAGAUAUUUCCUGGUUCCCAAGAAGGGAGGUGGCGGCAAACGUGCAAUUUUAGAUCUCAGAGAUCUAAACAGUCACCUCAGGAAAUACAAAUUCAGGAUGUUAACGCACGCCUCCCUGCUGCGUUUUCUGCGACCAGGCGAUUGGUUCACCUCAAUCGACCUCAAGGACGCCUAUUUUCACAUCCCAAUAUACCCACCACACCGAAAAUAUCUUCGGUUCGCCUUUCAGGGGACAAGUUACGAAUAUCUAGUCCUCCCAUUUGGUCUGUCAUUGAGCCCGAGAGUGUUCGUGAAGUGUACGGAGGCGGCGGUGGGACCCUUGAGGGGGCGGGGUCUCCGCGUCGCAACGUACAUCGACGACUGGCUCAUUGCGGCAUCCUCCCACCAGGAGGCAGCAGAUCACACAAGGCAACUCACGGCACACCUGUUGAAUCUAGGCUUCAAUUUGAACCUGGAAAAGAGUGUUUUUCUUCCUUGUCAGAAAAUCACUUUCAUAGGCCUGUUAAUAGACUCAGCUCAGGCCAGAGUGAGACUGACUGGAGAAAGGCUACAGGUGCUAAGAGACUGUUUAUCCCUUUUUCAAAGGGGAAAAUUUGUGUCUCUCAGGCUUUGCCAGCGUCUGUUGGGACUGAUGGCCUCAGCCCUGGUGACUGAUUGUCUGGAGCAGCAGACACUUCCUGUCCGUGAAAGCUACUCAUGUGCCGGGGAUUCUGAACUGUGGAGCAGAUCUCCUGUCCAGGGGAAACCCCCUUUAUGCAGAAUGGAGGCUUCACCCAGAUGUGGUGAGCCUGAUUUGGGAGCGUUACGGGCGACCAUCAGUGGAUCUCUUUGCAACGUCAGAGAACACUCACUGUCCCCUGUUUUUCUCGCUUCACGACCAGAAUGCACCUCUGGGGGUGGACGCACUGGCUCACCAGUGGCCUCGCACUCUCCUGUAUGCAUUCCCCCCGAUACCUCUGAUUUCUCCUACCCUAGUCAGAGUGAAGGAGGAGGGCUUUACGAUGAUUCUCAUAGCGCCUUACUGGCCAGCAAAGCACUGGCUGGCGGAGAUAACUCAGCUCCUGUAUCAGGAGCCUUGGCCCCUGCCAACCCGGAGGGACCUGUUGUCUCAGGGGCGCGGAGAAAUAUUUCAUCCUCACCCGGACAGGCUGGCUCUGUGGACUUGGCCUGUGAGUGGUUUAAUCUGAGGACUGUGGGCCUUCCCCUGAAUGUGAUUGAGACCAUUCAGAGUGCUAGGGCCCCGUCAACGAGGACCCUUUAUGGGAGAAAGUGGUCGGUUUUUGAAAAAUGGUGCUCAGACUCGCAUCAGGUUCCCUUCCAGUGUUCUGUGACUGGGAUCUUGUCUUUCUUACAAGACAUGGUGGAUAAAGGAAGAGCUUUCUCCACCAUAAAGGUCUAUCUGGCAGCAAUUUCGGCUUGUCAUAUUGGCUUCGAGGGGAAGACAGUAGGUCAGCAUCCUUUGAUCUGCCGUUUUAUGAGGGGCGCACGCCGUAAACUUCCGGUGUGCAGAUCUCUGGCACCAUCCUGGGACCUCCCCUUGGUGCUUAAUGCCCUCUCAGACUCACCUUUUGAACCCCUGGAACAGGUGGAUUUGAAAUUCGUGGCCUUGAAGACGGCUUUACUGCUGUGUCUUGCUUCGGCUAAACGAGUGGGUGAGAUUCAGGCUCUGUCGGUACACAAAGCGUGCACGAAGUUCUCCUCAGGGAAUGCAAGAGUGACUUUACAGCCCAACCCAGCAUUCAUGCCUAAGGUGUUGGGAUCAUGUUCUCCGAUUGACCUCUUGUCCUUCAACCCACCGCCAUUCUCCUCCGAUGAGCAGAAGCGGCUACACAUGUUGUGCCCGGUGCGAGCCUUAAGGGUCUACAUAGACAGGACGAAAAGCUGUCGGAAGAGUGACCAGCUUUUUGUGUCUUGGGCUAAGAGCCGACUGGGGAGGCCGGUCUCGAAGCAACGGCUUUCUCAUUGGAUUGUGUGGGCUAUUGCCUUGGCUUAUAAUGCCAAGGGACUGCAGCCUCCCGAGGGCCUGCGUGCGCAUUCUACCAGAGGUCUCACGACUUCAUGGGCACUUUUCAGAGGGGUCUCCGUUGAGGAGAUCUGCGCUGCUGCGAGCUGGGCUUCCUCACAUACUUUCGCCAGAUUUUACAGGCUUGAUGUGACGGCUCCGACAUUGGCGCAUUCAGUGCUUAAUUUGGCGCAGCCCCAGUGAUGUUGGAUUCGGGGUGCUCAUUGCCUCGUAACAUCUGCACAGCAAUCCGGGAGUCAGGAUUUUCCCAAUGUGAGACACGAAACGAAUGCUAUGAAAGAGAACUUUAGGUUACUUACGUAACCCCGGUUCUCUGAGUAGCAUGAGUGAGUGUCUCACCAGACCACCCUCCUUGCUCUUCGUAGCGAGAAGAGGUGUGUGUCUUUAGAAUGACGGGAAGCGCAGUGUCAGGACUAUUUAUAGGGGGAGGGUCUCCACCCUCCCUGACACUGACGCGCUUGACUCCAGCCAAUGGUGGCUGGCGGAGUGCAAUAGGAGCUUCUGAUGAGGUCACGCUGUAGGCGUUCCCAAUGUGAGACACUCACUCAUGCUACUCAGAGAACCGGGGUUACGUAAGUAACCUAAAGUUUCGGUUGAUUUGUUGUUGCAGCACAACUUUCACUGACUACAUAAAUCAUUUGAUGAAAUCUGCUUCCAUCAAGUGAUUCAUUUAGUUUCAGUCUGCUGUGACUCUCGCUGCCUUAUAACCUGUUUCAUGGUCCGAUGCUCCCCGGACAGAGGAGACCCAUUCUUCACUGAGUAGCUUCUAGAUAUUAAAAUGUAUUUCUGAUCCAACUUUUUCACUACAAUAAAAGCAAGAAACAGAGAUGAUAAAAUGUACUCAAAGCAAUUAGGAAAAAUAUUUUCUAAUGUCCACUUGUGUUUUUGAAGCCAAAUUUAAAUAGUCAAAUACCUGAGAACUCAACAAUAGCGCACAUUUCUGUGCUUCAUACACAAUAAUUACUGUUAAACUACAAAGGCUGGCAGCAAAUGUGCAUUGUAUGUAUUGUUAGCA
Messenger RNA from Salarias fasciatus (jewelled blenny), 3405 nucleotides. RefSeq lists its product as uncharacterized. The coding region runs from base 465 to 2573 and encodes 702 amino acids. Gene Ontology annotation, biological process: DNA integration; DNA recombination. NCBI's taxonomy places the organism in Eukaryota, Metazoa, Chordata, Actinopteri, Blenniiformes, Blenniidae. Gene Ontology annotation, molecular function: DNA binding. The transcript has 2 exons. The record is from RefSeq and is a predicted model, not a curated record.